AUGUCCCUGUUCGGUCGGGCGUCCGUCGCGAGCCUGCGCCACAUCAAACUGCGCGGCGCGCACGCCGACAAGGGCAGCUUCUUCCAGCAGGGACACAACACACCAAAGGGGCAGCUGUUCGGAGAGUCUCCCCUGAAGCCGGGGGAGAAGCGGCACUGGGAGUCUUGGGAGGGCCCUUGGUACUUCACCUUUGGAGCAGCAGCAGCCAUUCUAUUCUUCGGCCUGAAGGCGCGCCCAGACAGCAGUCUUACCCACUGGGCAGACAAGGAGGCAGAGAAGAGGGUGGAGAGCGCCCUGAGCUCCUGA
Auxenochlorella protothecoides is the source of this 306-nucleotide messenger RNA. RefSeq lists its product as hypothetical. The transcript is spliced from 2 exons. NCBI's taxonomy places the organism in Eukaryota, Viridiplantae, Chlorophyta, Trebouxiophyceae, Chlorellales, Chlorellaceae. The record is from RefSeq and is a predicted model, not a curated record. The coding region runs from base 1 to 306 and encodes 101 amino acids.